Molecule: messenger RNA, 462 nt
Organism: Spodoptera littoralis (African cotton leafworm)
Lineage: Eukaryota; Metazoa; Arthropoda; Insecta; Lepidoptera; Noctuidae
Source: the annotation of a GenBank genome assembly
AUGAUGGAACGGCAGAAUUCGAAUCUGUACCCUUCAAAUUUAACAGACCUUUUAGCUGUGUCGGCGUACCAGCAGAAUGUGGACCGAUUAUCGGCGAUAUCAGACGGCGACGACAAAUACAAUGGCGAUUAUACCGAUAAUGUUGACCGAUUUACCGAAAACGUCGAUCGAUCAUCAUCGCCAGUAUCAACUCUGGAUGACGGAGACAGUAGUCAAUCGGCUUUCGGAGUCGAUUUGACAGGCAAAGGGACGAAUUUAGCAGGGAAAUCGUUUACAAUCGCUGCUAUACUCGGUUUAACGAAUUCUGAAGAGGACGUCAUGAAUCUGAGCGUCCAGGAGAGGUUGCAGCAGAAUCAGAGACAGUUGCAGAACUAUUUGUAUGCUGGACAUGAUGUCCAGAGAAUUAAUGAGGGUUUCUGCAGAAGUAUAGUUGGAGUGCCGACGGGAAUGAGGCAAGGAUGA